This is a messenger RNA of Paramisgurnus dabryanus, 969 nucleotides long. Lineage: Eukaryota; Metazoa; Chordata; Actinopteri; Cypriniformes; Cobitidae. The record is from RefSeq and is a predicted model, not a curated record.
AUGGACUCAUUUAGUUCAACUCAGACUAGAAGUGAACACGGGCCUGUGCUGUGCUAUGAAUCAUUCAACAACUCAUGUGAGAAGUUCGUCUACGCAUCCGAGACUCAGAUUUUGCUUUAUCUGUUCUUCAGUGCCAUAGCGCUCAUCACAGUAUGUGGAAACCUCCUGGUCAUCAUUGCCAUCAUUCAUUUCAAACAGCUGCACACUCCAACCAACUAUUUAAUUUUGUCUCUGGCCGUAGCCGAUCUGUUAAUCGGGGGGUUUGUGAUGCCACCCAGCAUGAUGCGAUCUGUUGAGACCUGCUGGUAUCUGGGAGAUCUGUUUUAUCGAUAUUAUGCUGUGUGUCACCCCCUUCAGUACCAUAAUAAAAUCACACCUCCUGUUUCCAUGAUAAUGAUUUUCUUAUGCUGGGGUUUGGCAGCAUUCGUAGGAUUUGGUAUGAUAUUUCUAGAACUGAACAUUCUUGGUGACGAAGACUUUUAUUCAGAUCAAAUUGCUUGUAAGGGAGCGUGUAUAAUAUUUCAAACGGCCGCUGCCAGCACUGUAUCCUCAUUUAUUGCUUUUGGUCUUCCUGCUAUGAUUGCUGUCUGCAUUUAUCUAAAAAUUCUCCUUGUUGCACGAAAACAAUCAAAAUCUAUACAACAUUCAGUGCAGGUGAGCCAGAAAAACAGCACAUCUAUAAACAAAAGUGAAAGGAAGGCCACAAAAACACUGGCUAUUAUCAUGGGGGUAUUUUUUGUGAGUAUUUCCCCCUUUUUUUUCUGCAAUCUAAUAGAUCCAUUUAUUAAUUACACAACACCACCGGCCUUGUUUGAUAUUUUUUUGUGGAUCGGAUAUGUGAAUUCUUUGUGUAAUCCCUUUGUGUACGCCUUCUUUUAUAGAUGGUUUAGAAAAGCUUUGAGAAUCAUUCUGCUGGCCAAAAUAUUUCAAGCUAAUUCUUCAGAAUUUGAUUUAAUGGUAAAAGAAUGA